Messenger RNA from Hansenula ciferrii, 1710 nucleotides. RefSeq names its product nucleobase cation symporter-1 family protein. The transcript has a single exon. The coding region runs from base 1 to 1710 and encodes 569 amino acids. The record is from RefSeq and is a predicted model, not a curated record. Gene Ontology annotation, cellular component: plasma membrane. NCBI's taxonomy places the organism in Eukaryota, Fungi, Ascomycota, Saccharomycetes, Phaffomycetales, Wickerhamomycetaceae. Gene Ontology annotation, molecular function: nucleobase transmembrane transporter activity. Gene Ontology annotation, biological process: transmembrane transport; nucleobase transport.
AUGGUUACCUUUAGAGGAAUCGUUAAUAAAAUAAAGAUUAAAGAUUCAGAUACAGUAAAGACUGAUAAUUGGAAAUCUCCAGAUGUUAUUUGUUUACCACCAAGUAGAAGAACUUGGGGUCAUGUUGAUUUCUUAGGUUUUUGGAAUUUAAUGUCUUUAAGUAUAACUUCAUGGCAAUCAUGUUCAUCAUUAUUAGCAUUAGGUUUAAAUGUAUGGCAAUCUAUGAUUUGUAUUAUUUUAGCUAAAUUUUUAAUCUUUGGUAUUGCUUUAUCUCAUGGUUGGGGUGGUGCAGUUUGGCAUGUUGGUUAUCCAGUUUAUGGUAGAUAUACAUUUGGUAUGUUGGGUUCAUUUUUAGCUUUAAUUCAAAGAAUUGUUUUAUGUUGUGUUUGGUAUUCAGUUCAAUCAUUUACUUGUGCUCAAUUAAUUUCAACUUUAUUAUCAUCAAUUUUUCCAACUUUUAAUAGAUUACCAAAUCAUUUCCCUGAUAGUUUACCAAUGACAACAAAACAAUUUACAGGAUUUGUUAUUUUCCAUGUUGUCUCAAUUCCAUUUUUAUAUAUUAAACCAGAAAAAUUAAAUAAACCAUUUAAGUUUUUCACUAUUAUUUCAUUCUUUACAAUUUUUGGUGUUGCAAUUGGUGCAAUGGUUCAAGCUCAUGGAGGUGGUGAUUUAUUACAUUCUUCAUCAACUGCUAAACCAGGUGCUGAAUUAGGUAUGAGUUUUAUGCAUGGUAUUAAUGUUGUUAUUAAUGCAUUUGCAGUUGGUUUAGCAAAUCAACCAGAUUUUUCAAGAUUUGCAAGAAAACCAGGUAAACAAAUUUGGGGUCAAGCAUUUGCAAUUUUAAUCUUGGGUACUAUAGUUCCAUUAUUUGGUGUUUUAGGUACUUCUGCUUCUGCUAAAACUUAUGGUGAUGUUGCAGAAUUAGGUUUAUGGAAUCCACCAAAUAUUAUUGAACAAUGGUUAGGUCAUUAUAAUGCAAGAUCACGUUGUGCAGCAUUUUUUGCAUCUUUGGGAUUCUUCAUUGCAACUUUAGGUUUAAAUGUUAUUGAUAAUGGUGUUUCUGGUGGUAUUGAUCUUGUUGCAAUUGCACCAAAAUGGAUUAAUAUUAGAAGAGGUGCUUAUAUUAUUAUGAUUAUUUCAAUUGUUAUUCAACCAUGGCAAAUUAUUGCUAAAGCAUCAGUUUUCACUAAUGUUUUAGGUUCAUAUGGUUGUUUCUUUGGACCAAUGAUUGGUGUUUUCACUGCAGAUUAUUAUUUUGUUAGAAAGCAAAAAUUAAAAUUAAGUGAUUUAUAUAGAGCUGAAAAGGAUUCAAUUUAUUGGUUUUGGCAUGGUUUUAAUUGGAGAGCUUAUGUUUCAUGGAUUUGUGGAUUUGUUCCAGGUAUUGUUGGAUUCCCAUCUGUAAAUCCUGCAUUAGAAGGUAAAGUUCCAACAGGAGCAAUUAAGAUUUUUUAUAUUUCAUUUAUUGUUGGUUAUGCAAUUGCAUUUAUAGUUCAUGUUAUUAUAAAUUAUUUUGCACCACCACCAGGAAUUGGAGAAAUUGAUGAAUAUGAUAUAUAUCAUACAUUUACAAGAUCAGAAGCUGAAAAAUUAGGUGUUAUUCCUCAUGAAGAUACAGAUGAAGAUUUAACAGAAUCAUCAAUUUUACCAAAUGAUUCAACAGAAAAACAUAAUAUUCAAUCAGUUUCAAAUAAAUUGUUUAAAUUUUCAUGA